Messenger RNA from Solanum verrucosum, 1929 nucleotides. Its product is annotated as rho GTPase-activating protein 5-like. The transcript is spliced from 5 exons. The coding region runs from base 56 to 1642 and encodes 528 amino acids. Gene Ontology annotation, biological process: signal transduction. Gene Ontology annotation, molecular function: GTPase activator activity. NCBI's taxonomy places the organism in Eukaryota, Viridiplantae, Streptophyta, Magnoliopsida, Solanales, Solanaceae. The record is from RefSeq and is a predicted model, not a curated record.
AAAAUUUAAAACCCACAAAAAAAAUCCAAUCUUUUUUAUUGUGGGUUUGUUGAAAAUGACUGAAAUUAUACAACCCCAACAUGAGUUACCUUCAUCUUCAAGCUCCAUUAGUAUACUACCAUGUUUAGUAGCUAGAGAUAAUGAUGGGUCUCACCAAGAAAGUCUAAUUAGUGGACCCAAUUUGUAUUCUGUUGUAGAUGUAUACAGAGGGGGAAAUAAUACUGAUGUACAAGUAAGAGGAGUUAGUAUUUCUGGUAGAAAAAGAGAGAGAAAAAGGAGAGAAAGAGAAGAAGGGGGAGAUCAGCUGUCUUUGUUAACACUUUGUUUAACUGGUUUUAGGAAAUCUUUGGUUGCUUGUAAGAGCAAUUUUGAUAUUAUUAGUGGUGUUGGUGUUGAAGAGCUGCUUUCUUCUUCUUGUUCUGGUUUUAGUUCUAGUUCUGCUAAUUCAUCAAUGGAGAUUAGUUGGCCUAGUAAUGUCAGACAUGUUGCUCAUGUCACUUUUGAUAGGUUUAAUGGAUUUCUUGGACUUCCUGUUGAGUUUGAACCUGAAGUACCUAGAAGACCUCCCAGUGCCAGUACAAGAGUCUUUGGAGUUUCGACAGAUUGCAUGCAGCUUUCAUUUGACUCUCGAGGAAAUAGCGUCCCCACAAUCCUUCUGAUGAUGCAAGGGCGCUUAUACGUUCAAGGUGGCUUGCAGGCUGAAGGGAUCUUCAGGAUCAAUGCCGAAAAUGGCCAAGAAGAAUUUGUCAGGGAGCAGCUAAAUAGGGGAAUUAUUCCAGAUAACAUUGACGUCCAUUGCCUAGCAGGUCUUAUAAAGGCUUGGUUCAGAGAGUUACCGACGGGAGUUUUGGAUUCUCUCUCGCCAGAGGAAAUUAUGCGUUCUCAAUCGGAAGAAGAGUGUGUGCGGCUCGUGAGACUUCUUCCUCCAACUGAAGCUGCUCUAUUAGAUUGGGCUAUUAACUUGAUGGCUGAUGUUGCUCAACUGGAAAGUUUUAACAAGAUGAAUGCACGUAAUAUUGCUAUGGUGUUUGCUCCAAAUAUGACACAGAUGGCAGAUCCGUUGACUGCUUUGAUGUAUGCAGUUCAAGUUAUGAACUUCCUCAAAACUCUAAUUCUCCGGACUUUAAAAGACCGAGAAGAAACUGUUGUAGAAGCUGGUCCUGCACCAGAAUUGGAACCAUUCGAUGAAAAUGGACAUCAUAGUGCUUCACAGCCAAUAAUUCAGAAGUCUAACGAGAUCGAGGAGGAUAUCCUUAUAUCCAAAGGACGACCCUCAAGUGGCGCUGCUAAUUCUACCCUCAGAGAGAUAAUAGUUGAGAAUAAAUCCCAUGGAUUACCGUGUACCAUAGAGAACGUUCUUCAGGAAGAUGCGUUCGUUGAUUGUCUCAGUGAAAUCUCAAACCUGCCAGACAGCACAAAGGAUGAGCUUGGAUCUGGUAACAUCAAUUCAACAAGUGGAAGAAGUCAGCCAAAAAUACGAAGGACUAAAAGCGUGCAUUCAAGUAGUUCUAGUCUGAAAGGAUCAAAGAAAAUGAUUGAAUGGCCAAUAGGUCAUGUAGCUGGAAAUUUAGAGAAAGGCAAGGGGGUCAGAAUCAUCGAUAGGUUGAAUUCGACAACAGAAAGGGUGGAAGCAUGGCGAUGAACACGUCUCUCGCCUCAACGAGCCAUUGUUGCUACCUCAUCAAGAAGUUAAAUGGUUGUGAUUUAUGUUUGAAACAAAGACAAUGUAUUAUCCAGUUAUGUUUGUGCUUUGGAUAUUGGUUACUUUCUUAGUAGUUCAAACAGGAAUCCUGUCACCUUUCCCUCUAGGCAUGUUUGGCUGGGGAAACUAGCAGGAUGAAUGUAAUUUAUGUGUUCUUUUUUUUGGUAGAAUGAAUAUUGUUGUGGUUUCCAAUUUCAAUAUGAUUUUCUUCAUUUUGACAUAAACAA